UAAGUUGUUCCAGCAAUGACUCUGCCAUGAACGAACUUAAAUCAGACUUGCUCAGGCUGUUCUCCGUCUGGGUCAGGAACAGACACGCUCUGCUUCUGGAAAUACUAUAUAAAUCCUGCCCAACUUCACUCUGUAGCCUCGGCUGAGAAGGACUUGAGAGGGUAUUGCUCUGGAACUUGAGUCGGGACCUGCUGGUGGGAAGAAAACACGACCAGCGGAGUCGCACUUCUCUGUUCUCUGGAUUUUGUCUGACCUCAGGCGCUCUGGAGAUUGGAAGGAGCCCUACCCAUUGGAGCCUUUCUCUAUAAGACAAGACAAUAUACAACUGCAACAUGCCCUCCACGUUUGAGAGAACUACCAAGAAAUUGGUCAAAGAGAUCGGAGACCAAGAGCUCAGACCUGUCAAAAGUUUGCUGAGCGCCACCAAGAUACGCCGGUUUUCUCUAAUACAGAGGAAGAAGGCUCGGUCUUGGUUUUGGCAACGACCUGAUGAACCACUUGAUGCCUCCCUCAUGGACAUCCUUGAACCAGGUUCUUCGGUCCCAGAUGCUGCUGUGGAAGUGUCUGUCCUGUUCAGUGACACUGAGGUCUCAAAGCAGCAGGCGGCUGGAAGCGUGAAUGCUGGGGCAGAAGUGGGCUUCUCGGGGGAGACUGCUGCGUGUCAAGAGUCCUCCCUUGACAUCCAGAUUGUUAGCACCCCACAAAAAUCCUGGACAGAGCUUCAGAAGAGGAAACUGCUGGACCCAGAGCCGUACUUUCUGAAGCAAUGCCGGGAAGCAGGGGUGAAUCUGUAUGUUGUGACCGAGACUGUGGAGCUGCGCAACAGCCCUGUGCUGCCGGAUCUCAGCAGCGCGAACGUCUCAGGGAAAUUCUUCUUCCCUCUGAAUAUUUUUGUCAAGGGUGAAGCACAGGGAGGGGGUCUCAAAGUGAGAAAGAAGACGUUGACUGUGCCGAAGGGCUCGGUGCUGGCCUAUACGAGGAAGCAGCUGGUUUUCUAUGGCAGAGAAUGGGAAAUUCUUCACAUCAUAUUUCAUAAUGAUGCGGAAACCUUUCAAGCAGAUAAGCACAUUAAUGGGAUUCCUUCUGGUUUUCAACUUUUCUCAGGCAUCGGCGAACCUCCCAGUGAUGAAUAUACAGAUGAUGAUGAUGAUGAGAAAACCCUUUUAGGAGGCACUGACGAACCUCCCAGUGAUAAGUACAGCAAAGCGAAGCGUAUAUGUCUUAGAUUUCCAGCAGGCACUGACGAACCUCCCAGUGAUGAAUAUACAGAUGAUGAUGAUGAUGAGAAAACCCUUUUAGGAGGCACUGACGAACCUCCCAGUGAUAAGCACAUUAAUGGGAUUCCUUCUGGUUUUCAACUUUUCUCAGGGACCAACACAGGCCCCUGGCCUCAGGGAGAUCCUGUCUCCUUUGAGUGUGUGUUUGGGGAGCAAGGACUAAGCUGUUGCAUCGGCGAACCUCCCAGUGAUGAAUAUACAGAUGAUGAUGAUGAUGAGAAAACCCUUUUAGGAGGCAUCGGCGAACCUCCCAGUGAUAAGUACAGCAAAGCGAAGCGUAUAUGUCUUAGAUUUCCAGCAGGCACUGACGAACCUCCCAGUGGCACUCUUCACAUUACAGAUGAUGAUGAUGAUGAUGAUGGUGCUGGUGAUGAUGAUGAUGAGAAAACCUUUUCAGCAGGCACUGACGAACCUCCCAGUGAUAAGCACAUUAAUGGGAUUCCUUCUGGUUUUCAACUUUUCUCAGGGACCAACACAGGCCCCUGGCCUCAGGGAGAUCCUGUCUCCUUUGAGUGUGUGUUUGGGGAGCAAGGACUAAGCUGUUGCAUCGGCGAAUCUCGUGAUGAGUAUACAGAUGAUGAUGAUGAUGAGAAAACGUUUUCAGCAGAUUUCAAGCUGCUACAAGAGGAGGUUUCCCAGAACAUAAAAGCGGCCGAGCUCUCAAAGGACAUGCAAGGUGUUGUGUUCUCCAAACUCCUGGCCAUGCUUGGGGACCGCAAGGCUCUUCAGGACCUCAUGGACAAGCUUGAAGAGGAACCCUUCGGUCAUUUGGAUGGCCCUGGUGGCACCAUCCUAACUGAACUGCGAAAGGACUUCCGUUAUCCAGAGGUUGGCCCAGGGUGCCUCAUCCUUUACCUGCUUGAAGCCUUAAUGGUGCUGAGUGACAUCCAACAUGUCCUGCUGGCUCAGUCCAUGGAGAAGAGGAUCCUCCUUCCGCAGAGGGACCUGGUGAGGAGCAUCCUGGAGCCCAACAUCAACUGCUCUGAGAACACUCCCUUUACCCUCCAGCCUGAGCUCCUGGCCCCACUCCAGGGGGAGGCCUUGGCCAUUACCUAUGGGCUGCUGGACGAGUGUGGCCUGAAGAUGGAGCUGAACAGCCCCAGGUCAACCUGGGACCCGGAAGCCAAGGAGCCCCUGUGUGCCCUCUAUGCGGCCCUCUCCGUGCUGAGCCAGCUGGCUGAGGCCUGAGCCCACCUGGGGGCAGGCCAGGGAGUCAGUCCAGUGAGCUAGUCAGUCCUGGUCCUGUCCUUUGCUGCAAACACCCCCAGGCUGUUCUCUGUAUCCGUGAGUCUGUAUCUAUUCCACAAAUAAGUGAUAAGUCUUUGUCUUUGUCUGUUUGACUUAUUUGACUUAGCACAAGGCCUUCGGUUUGUCCAUGUUGUCACAUAUGGGGAUGGGUUGGAAGGUGGGGAUCAUGCAUGGACAUAGGGAGAACAUUGAAGGAGUUUCCCUAAUUGCUCGGGCACUCAGUGGUAUAUUUUAAAAAGUAGGAGCUUGAAAAGUAGAUAUAUUUAAUUCUGCUUUAAAUAGAUUCCAGGAGUAUUUUGGGGAUAUAUAUAUACUCAUAGGAUCACAUCUUUGUGCUUCAUCUAUUGAAUGACUGUAAUUAGUGCUAUUUUCUAAUGAAUUUAUAAUUUACACCAGAAGGUGGCAGCAUUGACACACAGAAGGAAGCUUGGUGAUGGCAGACACUUUCCUUGAUUUGCUUUGAGACUUCUGAGUAAAGGCAGGCCCCUCUCUCUGCUCUGCUCUCCCUCCUACCCCCUUCUCCCUUCCUCUCCCUUUGCUGCCUCCCCACUGCAUUGAUGUGGAAUAGGCUGGGAGAAAUGGGGCUGGGGCAGAGGGGGUCAACACUGGCUUCUUUUUAUAGCUUCUAGAACCUUCCUUUUAAACACUGCAUUGGUUGUAUUGAAUAAUUCCCAUAAAGAGCUCUGGGAGGUAAGAGUGAGUUAUGGGGAACUUAGAGCUGUUUCCAGUGUUUCCGGAAACGCCAGCCCUUCUGCUGGGAUUACUAUGGUUGUCUGGGAAAGCUGUUGUCUCAUGCUGAGCCCAGGCAGAAGCCAUGAAGAGCUUGAAUGUUGCUCAGUAAGCAGGGUAUAUAGUUUCUAAAUGAAAUCAGCCAAGCAUGGGAACAUUUCUCAAAAUAUUGCAACCUUGGUCAACCCAUCGGAAAGCAGUGCUGGCACAAAUGAUAGGGGGACUUAUGGCCUGAUAGAUAGAGCACCUGCAUUAAUCUGGAAAAUAAUAAUAUUAUUUUAAAUCUUAGAACACAUAUACUUAUGUGAAUAGGGGGUUAAGUUGUUCCUAAGUUUUCUUUCCAAGGCCUGUGUGAAGCGAUGGAGGAGCUGACUCAGCUGUGAACUCAGCAAGCAGAACCUAUAAGCAUGGUCAGACCCACCGACCAGGAGUCAAAACAUCAUCUCAUCAACAUCAUUUCGUUACCUCAUGACAAUAGCUUAUGUCUGGGGACCUCCAGAGCUGUGCAUAGCUCCAUUGCAUCCCCAGCCUCACCCCAGCCCCUUCCCCUGUAUAACCCUGUCCCCCAUUGAAUGCUUGUAAACACCCUCUCUUCUUGGUUAGCUGGCCUUCUCAAUAAAUGUCUUCUAUGAUUCGA
Messenger RNA from Myotis myotis, 3891 nucleotides. Its product is annotated as gasdermin-C-like. NCBI's taxonomy places the organism in Eukaryota, Metazoa, Chordata, Mammalia, Chiroptera, Vespertilionidae. The coding region runs from base 333 to 2465 and encodes 710 amino acids. Gene Ontology annotation, biological process: pyroptotic inflammatory response; defense response to bacterium. Gene Ontology annotation, molecular function: phosphatidylinositol-4-phosphate binding; phosphatidylserine binding; phosphatidylinositol-4,5-bisphosphate binding. The record is from RefSeq and is a predicted model, not a curated record. The transcript is spliced from 32 exons.